AUGAAAAAUGUUAAUGUCAUCAAAGAAUUUGAUUCUUCAGAUCCGCUUAAAUUAGAUAAUACCAAAAGCAUCUUGGAUUCGUUUCGUUAUGUUAAAGGAAGAAGAUAUCAUAAUCAAACCGAUGUAACUUAUUUACUCCCAAAUGACGAGAAAGAAGUGCACGAUUUACUAAAAUCUGGAGGGGCGAAAGUCUUGGAUGUAGGAUGCGGAACCGGGCGGUGGUUAUUAGACAUGGCCAAUGAAUAUCCAAAUUCCUCGUUCAUUGGCAUAGAUAUGUCCCCCAUAUUUCCUGAUGUCAACCAUAUCCCACAAAAUGUUGCUUUCCUACAGCAUAAUUUAAACGACGGCCUUCCAUUCCCAAAUGAGACUUUUGAUUUCGUGUUUCAAGGAUUUUUGGGAAAUAAUGUGAUAAAUAAACAAUGGGAAUACUACACCCGAGAAAUGAUACGCGUGACUAAACUUGGUGGAUGGGUGGAGAUUUUUGAUUAUGUUGUUGAUUAUCAAAACUCGGGUCCAAAGUUCGCGAAAAUAAUGGAAUUAGCAAAUUCCGGACUCGAAGCUAAAGGAAUCAACCCUCAUCCCGAAACCUACGUUCCACAACUUUUAAAAAAUUGUCAAGAGUUAUCAGAAGUUCACUUUGAAGAAGAAAAUAUUCCAUUAGGAAAUUGGGCGGGCCAAUUGGGCGAAAUGAUGGUUGCAUAUUAUUUUAUGUCUUUCAACGCUUUUAAAUUAUUACUCACUUCAGCUUGGGGAGUUUCUGAUGAGACUUACGACACCAUCUACGAUUAUAUUCGACCAGAGUUUGAAGAUUUUAAGGUCUACUUUAAAUCAUUUCGAUGGUACUCGAAAAAGAUUUAA
This is a messenger RNA of Funneliformis caledonium, 858 nucleotides long. NCBI's taxonomy places the organism in Eukaryota, Fungi, Glomeromycota, Glomeromycetes, Glomerales, Glomeraceae. The record is from the annotation of a GenBank genome assembly.